Messenger RNA from Diabrotica balteata, 1827 nucleotides. Lineage: Eukaryota; Metazoa; Arthropoda; Insecta; Coleoptera; Chrysomelidae. The record is from the annotation of a GenBank genome assembly.
AUGGAAAGAACUACACCAGAGCCAGCUACUACAGAAACCGUUGAAUAUACUCAACCAGAAAAUCAGGAAAUUUUACAAACAUGUACUGCCGAUGGUUGUUAUUGUCCCUCUGGAUAUGUAAUAGAAACUGGUACACCUUAUUGCAUUUUGGAGACUACAACUUUACCAACUACGGUUUCUCAACCAACUGAAAGAUUACCAGGUUUUGAAGGGAAUGGAUACUCGUGCGAGCCAGAAGUAAUUUCCUGCACUAUUGUUGAUAACUGCGAUCCCCAGGCUAUGUGUACAUAUGACGAAACUUUGGGAAAAUCGAAAUGUGUGUGUAAUGCUGGUUAUGUGGGAGAUGGAUACUAUUGUUCUAUCAGUGUUGGAUGUACCUCUAAUCAAGAUUGCACGCCUACAGAAGAAUGCGUAAUAACACCUUCACAGAAAUAUGAGUGCAUAUGCAGGGAUGGUUACACCCGAGAUUCCCAGAAUCAAUGCGUGCUCAUCGCAGGCUCCUGUGGCGGUGGUACGUGCGUCGACAAUGCAGAAUGCAUAUUUGAUGAAGAAAUCGAAACAUUCUACUGUCAUUGUAAAAAUGGAUACAUUGGAGAUGGAAUUACUGAAUGUAGGAAGAAGGUCAUCGGUUGCGAUACCCUUAACAACUGUGGAGAACACGCUAUCUGCAUAUUUGAAGAACAAGAAUUAGCUUAUAAGUGUUUCUGUAAAGACGGGUUCUUUGGUAACGGAUUUGACUGCUACGCCGAAAGAAACUGCCAUAUAGAUCCAACCAUGUGCCAUCAGCAAGCUGUAUGUCUUACAGACGCAAGCCGACGAUUCUUGUGUCAGUGCAAACCUGGAUAUGUUGGUAAUGGCACCAUGUGUAAAGCAAUAUCUAAACAUGAAGGCAAUUAUCUUCUUCUUAAUCAAGGAAUGGCUACUUUACAAAUUCCUCUUGAUAGAACGAGAAACAAAGUGAGAAAGCCUAUUCAAGUCAAGGCUUAUCAAACUGCGGUAGGUCUAGACGUAGAUUGUCUCGAAGGAAGAAUUUAUUGGAGUGAUAUCAGCGGAAGGGCUAUCAGUAGCUCAGCUUUAGAUGGUACUGAUAAAGAAAAUUUUAUUGUUAAUGAUAUAGGAUCACCUGAAGGUCUAGCUAUAGACUGGGUUUCCCGUAACAUUUACUGGACUGAUUCCACGUUAGACACGAUAGAAGUUGCUAACAUAGAAUCCAAGUUACGCCGAACCCUUUUUAACACUGAUUUAGUUAACCCCAGGGGCAUAGCUGUUCACCCCCAAAGAGGCAAGAUUUUCUGGACAGACUGGAACCGCAAGGAUCCAAAAAUCGAAUGGGCCAAUGCUGAUGGCUCCGACAGAAGAAUUUUCUUGCAAGGUUCGGAUGUGUCCCUUCCCAAUUCUUUAACUAUCGACUUCGAAACAGAACAAUUAUGCUAUGCGGAUGCUGGUACCAAGAAAAUUGAAUGUGUUCAUCUUGAUAGUAGGCAGAAACAGACUAUAGCCAGUAACUGCACUUAUCCAUUUGGUAUUACCACUACAGAUAAGGAGAUAUUUUGGUCAGAUUGGAUCACAAAAAAAAUUGAAAGAGUAGAAAAAUACAACUUAAAGCGGCUUCCACCUCUACCUGUCCCACUAGGAGGCACCGGAAACAGGCUAUUUGCACUUGUAGCUGUAGCAAACAAGUGUCCAUCUUUAACCAACGUCUGCGAGUACUACAAGAAUCAAUGUCCCAAAGAUCACAUCUGUCUUCCGAACGGCUUAGGUGGCAAACAGUGUCUGUGUGGCAAAGAUUCACAAAACACCGACGUUACACCAAGUUGUAAUUUAUAG